Molecule: messenger RNA, 589 nt
Organism: Neomonachus schauinslandi (Hawaiian monk seal)
Lineage: Eukaryota; Metazoa; Chordata; Mammalia; Carnivora; Phocidae
Gene: PDPN
Product: podoplanin
Exons: 6
Coding region: 87-563 (158 amino acids)
Biological process (GO): cell morphogenesis; positive regulation of cell migration; response to hyperoxia
Cellular component (GO): filopodium; apical plasma membrane; basolateral plasma membrane
Molecular function (GO): protein-folding chaperone binding; signaling receptor binding; chemokine binding
Source: RefSeq, a predicted model, not a curated record
AGGGCCUCUGGCUGCAGAGCUUUUUCAUCUUCCCCCAGCACAGAAACCAGUUGCUCGGCCCCAAAGAAAACAAGUCAACCGAGAAGAUGUGGAAGGUGCCAGUUCUGCUCUUGGUUUUGGGAAGCGCGUGGCUCUGGGACCCGGCAGGAGCCAGCACAGUCCGGCCAGAAGAUGACAUAACACCAGGUGUAGAAGAUAGCGUGGUGACCCUAGGUGCAGAAGAUAACGUGAUGACCCCAGGCACCAGUGAAGAGCCUUAUGAGUCUGGCUUAACAGCCCUGGUGCCAAUAAAUACAGAGAGUGUGACAGACUUUCACUUAGAGGAUGGGCCGACUCAAGAAAGCACAGUCCAUGCCAAAGAAGAAAGUCAGAGCACCACAGCCUUGAAUGUAGUGACUAGUCACUCCAUAGAGAAAGUAGGUGAAGACACAGAGACAACAGUUGAGAAAGAUGGCCUGGCAACAGUGACCCUGGUUGGAAUUAUAGUUGGAGUCUUACUAGCCAUUGGAUUCAUUGGUGGGAUCAUCAUUGUGGUUGCUCGAAAAAUGUCAGGAAGGCCCUAAAGAGAUGAAGAACUGUGCCCUUCUAC